UGUCUGCUGAUGUAAAGCUGGCAACGAAGCAAACCCAUUAGAAAUCACAGCAAAAAAGAGAAAAUCCUGUAAGGUACUAAGGCAAAGCAGAACUACACCUCUGGUUAAGACACCUUGCAUGAACCGACAGAUAGCUAAGUACUAGUGGACUGCACGUCAUCUGACACAGCAGGAAGUGCUUGUAAAGUAGUGGGAGGCUGGUUAUGCGGGCUAGUUUGACAUGGGCUAGAGAAGAGACCCCCUGUAUCUGCACUGUCCAGCACCAGGAUGGCAGCAUCCAGCAACUCCAGCUUGUCAGGCUCCUCUGUAUCCUCAGAUGCAGAAGAAUAUCAGCCUCCAGUAUGGAAAUCUUACUUAUAUCAGUUACAACAGGAAGCUCCUCGCCCCAGGAGAAUUGUAUCACCUCGGGAGGUGGAGAACAGGCCAAAACAUUAUGGAAGGGAGUUUCAUGGUAUCAUUUCCCGGGAACAAGCAGAUGAAUUGCUGUGUGGAGGGGAAGGAUCAUAUCUUAUUAGGGAGAGUCAAAGGCAACCUGGUUGUUACACACUGGCCCUGAGGUUUGGACAUCAGACAUUAAACUACAGACUUUUCUACGAUGGAAAGCAUUUUGUGGGAGAGAAAAGGUUUGAAUCCAUUCAUGACUUGGUUACGGAUGGUUUAAUAACUUUGUAUAUAGAGACUAAAGCUGCUGAGUAUAUUGCAAGAAUGACAACAAACCCCAUUUAUGAACAAAUUGGAUACACUUCGUUAUUGAAAGACAAAAGGACCCGGAGACUGAGCAGAACAAAAAAUGAAUCCAAAAGAGCACAUGUAUCAAAAGAAGGAAAUACAUCAGUAGAAAAGAUUACUUCAUUGGUCAGAAGAGCAGCUCUAUCGCAAAAUGACAGCCAGUUCAACUAUGAGAAAGCACACAACUUCAAGGUCCACACAUUCCGAGGCCCACACUGGUGUGAAUACUGUGCCAAUUUUAUGUGGGGUCUAAUCGCUCAGGGAGUCCGAUGUUCAGACUGUGGCCUGAAUGUGCAUAAACAGUGUUCAAAAUAUGUGCCCAACGACUGCCAGCCAGACCUCAAGCGCAUAAAGAAAGUAUACAGCUGUGACCUCACAACCCUGGUAAAGGCUCACAAUACACCAAGACCUAUGGUUGUGGACAUUUGCAUUAGGGAGAUUGAAGGAAGAGGUUUAAAAUCAGAAGGACUUUACAGAGUCUCAGGUUUUACAGAGCACAUUGAAGAUGUAAAGAUGUCCUUUGAUCGAGACGGUGACAAGGCUGACAUCUCUGGUAACAUCUAUCCAGACAUAAACAUCAUUGCUGGAGCACUGAAACUGUACUUCAGGGACUUACCUAUCCCAGUGAUUACCUAUGAUUCCUAUUACAAAUUUAUUGAAGCUGCAAAAAUAUCCAAUCCAGAUGAGAGGCUAGAAGCCAUACAUGAAGCAUUGAUGCUCCUACCUCCCGCACACUAUGAGACACUUAGAUUUCUAAUGAUCCACCUCAAGAAGGUUACAAUGAACGAGAAAGAAAACUUGAUGAAUGCAGAAAAUCUUGGUAUAGUGUUUGGACCUACGUUGAUGAGGCCACCAGAGGAGAACGCUCUCACUACCUUAAACGAUAUGAGACAUCAGAAGCAAAUAAUACAGCUUUUAAUACAAAAUGAAGAUGUUUUAUUCUGAGUAGGUGAAGGAUACUUCUAGCCAAUAAUUUACACGGCUAGUUUACAACAGCACAAAUAUGUUUAAUUCAAUUUUCAAUUGCUGGAGUUUGAUACCUGCUGUAUUGCAGAUUGAUGCCAAAUUAUUACAGGAAACAUGUCUCAUAGACAUAUAAUUGUAUCUCCUAUACAAGAGGAGAAAGGUCCAACUUCUAGCAAAGUUUCGUCUUUGCCACUGUCGCCCUUUAAUCCCUUGGCAACAAAGGGGCUAAUAUUGUCAGAUAUGUUAAACAAUAUUUUUCAAUUCUUCAAAUCAAAAAGAACUCUGUAAUGCUGACCAGACAUAGCUUUUUUUUUUAAGAAAAAAAUAUCUGCACUAUACAAUCUGUACAUUUUGCCUGUAUAUAAUUUGUGUCAAAUAAUUAAUGUUAUGUUUAUUUAAAAAUGACUUUAUUAGGGCCAUCCCACUUACAAAAUAAGACCAUAAAAAAUGUUGAGAAAUCCAUUUUUUUAUUAAAUUGGUUCUCUUAGAAAAAAAACAGUGACCCUUAAAUACUGUAUGUACACAUUUUUUGUCUUUAAAGGGACUUUGAAGUGCAAAAAUUAAAAUCUAAUUCAUUGCAGCAUAUAAUGUUUGCAUUACUCGCUACAGAACUCCAUGGGCUAGAUUACAAGUGGCACCCUAACUACAUAUUCACUCGCACUCUAACUCCGCUCAAAGUAAAAUUUUAACGAGGCCGGGUUAGCGUGCAUAUUACAAGUUGAAAGUAAAAAGUUAGCACAAGUGAAAGUCUGAUGCGCGCUAACUUCAGGACUUCGGAUAUCACGGCUACGAUAACUUCAAUGGGGCACACUGUUAAAAAAAAAUAAAAAAAAACAGUUAUCGCCCACACCGCAUUAGACCAACUACCCUAAAACUGAAGGUAGUUAUGAAUACUUUAAAUUCCAAUGUUAUAUAUAUAUAUAUAUAUAUAAAUAGAUAGAUACACACAUACGCAUAUUUAUACAUAUCUAAAUACAUUGGAGCCAUUUCCAGUCAAACACUUUGCCGUAUACCAUAUCCCUUUUAACCCUUUUAAACCCUUUUUAUUAAUAUUAAAAUGUAUAUUUCUUUCAUGUAAUUGGCAAGAGUCCAUGAGCUAGUGACGUAUGGGAUAUACAAUCCUACCAGGAGGGGCAAAGUUUCCCAAACCUCAAAAUGCCUAUAAAUACACCACUCACCACACCCACAAUUCAGUUUUACAAACUUUGCCUCCUAUGGAGGUGGUGAAGUAAGUUUGUGCUAAGAUUUCUACGUUGACAUGAGCUUCUCAGCAUUUUGAAGCCCGAUUCCUCUCAGAGUACAGCGAAUGUCAGAGGGAUGUGAAGGGAGUAUCGUAGAGAUUCAUCUCCUACCUCCCUUUUCAGAUCGACGAUAUACUCUCAUAUACCAUUACCUCUACUGAUAACUGUUUCAGUACUGGUUUGGCUAUCUGCUAUAUGUGGAUGGGUGUCUUUUGGUAAGUAUGUUUUUAUUUCUUAAGACACCUCAGCUAUGGUUUGGCACUUUAUGCAUUUAUAUAAAGUUCUAAAUAUAUGUAUUGUACUUAUAUUUGCCAUGAGUCAGGUUCAUGUAUUUCCUUUUGCAGAUUGUCAGUUUCAUAUUUGGGGAAGUUUAUAUUGAGAAAUAUUUUUCUUACCUGGGGUUUAGUCUUUUUUUCAAUUGACUACUUUGUUUAAAAUUGCGGGCUGACUUAGGCUCGCGGGUGCAAUAAAUGCUACACUUUAUUGCGUCAUUCUUGGCGCGAGAAUUUUUUGGCGCGAAAGGCACGUCCGUUGACGCAAGUUCGUCAUUUCUGGCGUCGUAAUUGAUGCAGGGGUUCACACAGGGUUGCGUCGUUAGUGACGCGAGUGUGUCAUUUCCGGACAUGGUUGGCGCAAAAAAAAAUUUCAGUUACGUUGUGCGUCAUACUUGGCGCCAAAUUUUUUUCAUUAUUUAUUGCCCCAUUGCUUUUGCCUCUUGCCUUUUUCCAUGUCAGAGGGCUAUGCUAUUUGCAUUUUUCCCAUUCCUGAAACUGUCAUAUAAGGAAAUUGAUAAUUUUGCUUUAUAUGUUGUUUUUUCUUUUAUAUUUUGUAAGAUGUCUCACUCUGAUCCUGCCUCAGAAGUAUCUGCUGGAACUUUGCUGCCUGACAUCGGUUCUACCAAAGCUAAGUGCAUUUGUUGUAAAAUUGUGGAGAUUUUAUCUCCUAAUGUCAUUUGUAUUAGUUGCCAUGAUAAACUUUUACAUGCAGAUAGAGUGUCCAUCAGUAAUAGUACAUUGCCGGUUGCAGUUCCUUCAACUUCUAAUGUACAUGAUAUACCUAUGAAUUUUAAAGAAUUUGUUACUGAUUCUAUUCAGAAGGCUUUGUCUGCAUUUCCACCUUCUAAUAAACGUAAGAGGUCUUUUAAAACUUCUCAUAAAGUUGAUGAAAUUUCAAAUGACCAACAACAUAAUGAAUUAUCCACCUCUGAUGAGGAUCUAUCUGAUUCAGAAGAUCCUUCCUCAGACAUUGACACUGACAAAUCUACUUAUUUAUUUAAAAUGGAGUAUAUGUGUUCUUUGUUAAAAGAAGUGUUAAUUACUUUGGAUAUUGAGGAAGCUAGUCCUCUUGAUAUUAAAACCAGUAAACAUUUAAAUUCUGUUUUUAAACCUCCUGUGGUUACUCCAGAGGUUUUUCCUAUUCCUGAUGCUAUUUCUGAUAUGAUUUCUAAGGAAUGGAAUAAGCCGGGUACUCCUUUUAAUCCUUCUGCAAGGUUUAAAAAAUUGUAUCCUUUACCAGCAAUUUCAAUAGAGUUUUGGGAAAAGAUCCCCAAAGUUGAUGGGGCUAUUUCUACUCUUGCUAAACGAACCACUAUUCCUAUGGAAGAUAGUACUUCCUUUAAAGAUCCUUUAGAUAGGAAGCUUGAAUCUUAUCUAAGGAAAGCCUAUUUAUAUUCAGGUCAUCUUCUAAGGCCUGCAAUUACUUUGGCUGAUGUUGCAGCUGCUUCAACUUUUUGGUUGGAGAAUUUAGCGCAACAAGAAUUGGAUUCUGACUUAUAUAGCAUUGUUCUUUUACUACAACAUGCUAAUCAUUUUAUUUGUGAUGCUAUUUUUGAUAUUAUCAAAAUUGAUGUUAGAUCCAUGUCUUUAGCUAUUUUAGCUACAAGAGCUUUGUGGCUUAAAUCUUGGAAUGCUGAUAUGACAUCUAAGUCUAGAUUACUAUCUCUUUCUUUACAAGGUAAUAAUUUAUUUGGUUCUCAGUUGGAUUCUAUUAUUUCAACUGUUACUGGGGGGAAGGGAGCUUUUUUGCCUCAGGAUAAAAAACCUAAGGGUAAAUCUAAGGCUUCUAAUCGUUUCCGUUCCUUUCAUCAAAAUAAGGAACAAAAACCUAAUCUUUCCCCCAAGGAAUCUGUUUCCAGUUGAAAGCCUUCCGCAAAUUGGAAUAAAUCCAAGCCUUUUAAGAAACCAAAGUCAGUCCCUAAGUCCGCAUGAAGGUGCGGCACUCAUUCCAGCUCAGCUGGUAGGGGGCAGAUUAAGGUUUUUCAAGGAUGUUUGGGCAAAUUCUGUCCAAAAUCAAUGGAUUCAGAGCAUUGUCUCUCAGGGGUACCGAAUAGGAUUCAAAGUAAGACAUCCUGUGAGAAGAUGUUUUCUCUCACGCAUCCCAGUAAAUCCAGUAAAAGCCCAGGCUUUCCUGAAGUGUGUUUCAGAUCUGGAGGUUUCAGGGGUAAUCAUGCCGGUUCCUUUUCAGGAACAAGGCCUGAGGUUUUAUUGAAAUCUAUUCAUUAUCCCAAAGAAAGAAAAUUCAUUCAGACCAGUUCUGGAUAUGAAAAUUUUGAAUCGUUAUGUAAGAGUACCAACUUUCAAGAUGGUGACUAUAAGGAAUAUUCUGCCUUUUGUUCAGCAAGGACAUUAUAAGUCUACAAUAUACUUGCAGGAUGCUUACCUUCAUAUUCUGAUUCAUCCAGAACAUUAUCAGUUCCUGAGAUUCUCUUUUCUAGACAAGCAUUACCAAUUUGUUGCUCUUCCAUUUGGCCUAGCAACAGCUCCAAGAAUCUUUUCAAAGGUUCUGGGUGCCCUACUCUCUGUAAUCAGAGAACAGGGUAUUGCAGUGUUUCCUUAUUUGGACGAUAUCUUGGUACUAGCUCAGUCUUUACGUUCUACAGAAUCUCACACAAAUCAACUUGUGUUGUUUCUUCGAAAAUAUGGUUGGAGGAUCAAUUUACCAAAAUGUUUUUUGAUUCCUCAGACAAGGGUCACCUUUUUAGGUUUCCAGAUAGAUUCAGUGUCCAUGACUCUGUCUCUAACAGACAAGAGACGUUUGAAAUUGGUUGCAGCAUGUCGGCACCUUCAGUCUCAGUCAUUCCCUUCAGUGGCUAUGUGCAUGGAAGUUUUAGGCCUCAUGACUGCAGCAUCGGACGUGAUUCCUUUUGCUUGUUUUCACAUGAGACCUCUCCAGCUUUGCAUGCUGAAUCAAUGGUGCCGGGAUUAUACAAAGAUAUCACAAUUAAUAUCCUUAAAUCCCAAUGUUCGACACUCUCUGAUGUGGUGGUUAAAUCACCAUCAUUUAGUUCAAGGGGCCUCUUUUGUUUGACCAACCUGGACUGUGAUCACAACAGAUGCGAGUCUUUCAGGUUGGGGAGUUGUCUGGGGAUCUCUGACAGCACAAGGGGUUUGGAAAUCUCAAGAGGCGAGAUUACCAAUCAAUAUUUCAGAGCUCUUCAGUUUUGGCCUCUGUUGAAGAGAGAACCGUUCAUUUGUUUUCAGACAGACAAUAUCACAACGGUGGCAUAUGUCAAUCAUCAAGGUGGGACUCACAGUACCCUAGCUAUGAAAGAAGUAUCUCGGAUACUUGUUUGGGCGGAAUCCAGCUCUUGUCUAAUUUCUGCGGUUCAUAUCCCAGGUGUAGACAAUUGGGAAGCGGAUUAUCUCAGCCAUCAGACUUUACAUCCAGGGGAGUGGUCUCUCCAUCCGAAUGUGUUUUCUCAGAUUGUUCAGAUGUGGGGUCUUCCAGAAAUAGAUCUGAUGGCUUCUCAUCUAAACAAGAAACUUCCCAGAUACCUGUCCAGGUCCAGGGAUUCUCAGGCGGAAGCAGUAGAAGCACUGACACUUCCUUGGUUUUAUCAACCUGCUUAUAUCUUCCCGCCUCUAGUUCUUCUUCCAAGAGUGAUCUCCAAGAUCAUCAUGGAACAAUCAUUUGUGUUGCUGGUGGCUCCAGCAUGGUCCCACAGAUUUUGGUAUGCGGAUCUUGUUCGGAUGUCCACUUGCCAACCUUGGCCACUUCCGUUAAGGCCGGACCUACUGUCUCAAGGUCCGUUUUUCCCUCAGGAUCUCAAAUCAUUAAAUUUGAAGGUAUGGAAAUUGAAUGCUUAGUACUAAGUCAUAGAGGUUUCGCUGACUCAGUAAUUAAUACUAUGUUACAAGCUCGUAAAUCUGUCUCUAGGAAGAUUUAUUAUUGAGUUUGGAAGACUUACAUUUCAUGGUGUUCUUCUCAUAAAUUCUCUUGGCAUUCUUUUAGAAUUCCUAGAAUUUUACAGUUUCUCCAGGAUGGUUUGGAUAGGGGUUUGUCUGCAAGUUCCUUGAAGGGACAAAUCUCUGCUCUUUCUGUUUUAUUUCACAGAAAGAUUGAUAAUCUUCCUGAUAUUCACUGUUUUGUACAGGCUUUAGUUCGUAUUAAGCCUGUCAUUAAAUCAAUUUCUCCUCCUCUGAGUCUUAAUUUGGUUUUGAAGGCGUUACAGGCUCCUCCUUUUGAGCCUAUGCAUUCUUUGGAUAUUAAACUACUUUCUUGGAAGGUGUUGUUCCUUUUGGCUAUCUCUUCUGCUAGAAGAGUUUUUGAGCUAUCUGCUCUUUCUUGUGAAUCUCCUUUUCUGAUUUUUCAGGAUAAGGCGGUUUUGCAGACUUCAUUUGAAUUUUUACCUAAGGUUGUGAAUUCUAACAACAUUAGUAGAGAAAUUGUUGUCCCUUCCUUGUGUCCUAAUCCUAAGAAUCCUUUGGAAAGAUCCUUACAUUCUUUGGAUGUGGUAAGAGCUUUGAAAUAUUAUGUUGAAGCUACUAAAGAUUUCAGGAAGACUUCUAGUCUAUUUGUUAUAUUUUCUGGUCCUAGGAAAUGUCAGAAGGCCUCUGCUAUUUACUUGGCCUCUUGGUUAAAGCUUUUGAUUCUUCAAGCUUAUUUGGAGUCGGGUCAAGCUCCGCCUCAGAGAAUUACAACUCAUUCUACUAGUUCAGUUUCCACUUUGUGUGCUUUUAAGAAUGAAGCUUCAGUUGAUCAGAUUUGCAAAGCAGCAACUUGGUCCUCUUUGCAUACAUUUACUAAAUUCUACCGGUUUGAUGUAUUUGCUUCUUUUGAAGCAGUUUUUGGUAGAAAAGUUCUUCAGGCAGCUGUUUCAGUUUGAUUCUUCUGCUGUUUUAAGUUUUUCUUUUCUUCAUGAGAAUAACUUAUAUUUUGGGUUGUGGAUUAAUUUUUCAGCAUAUGGCUGUUGUUUAUUUUUAUCCCUCCCUCUCUAGUGACUCUUGCGUGGAGUUCCACAUCUUGGGUAUUUGAUAUCCCAUACGUCACUAGCUCAUGGACUCUUGCCAAUUACAUGAAAGAAAACAUAAUUUCUGUAAGAACUUACCUGAUAAAUUAAUUUCUUUUAUAUUGGCAAGAGUCCAUGAGGCCCAACCUUUUUAUGGUGGUUAUGAUUUUUUUUUGUAUAAAGCACAAUUAUUCCAAAUUCCUUUGUUGAUGCUUUUUACUCCUUUCUUUAUCACCCCACUACUUGGCUAUUCGUUAAACUGAAUUGUGGGUGUGGUGAGGGGUGUAUUUAUAGGCAUUUUGAGGUUUGGGAAACUUUGCCCCUCCUGGUAGGAUUGUAUAUCCCAUACGUCACUAGCUCAUGGACUCUUGCCAAUAUGAAAGAAAUUAAUUUAUCAGGUAAGUUCUUACAUAAAUUAUGUUAUUUAUUAAGUGUAUAUAUGUAUGUAAUACUUUAUUUUAAUGUGUUUUGUGCAACUUUUUUUUUUUAACCCAGUUUACUUCAGGUCUGAAGUUACGCUAAAUAUUGUAGCACAGUUUCCACUUUCCCUCAAGCACAAACUAUAACUUUCAACUUGUAAUACCAGUGCAAAUUAGCGUAGUCGCGAUAUCCAUUGAAAGUAUAGGCUGCACUCGAACGCAUUAGCACAACACUUGUAAUCUAGCCCAAUGUGUUUUAUGCCUGCAAAUUAGUUAAACACAUAACUAAAGUCACUCAGGAGCCACAGGCAUCGGCGGUCUUGUGCGAUUUCCGAUGCUGAUUGUCUCACCUGCUCUUGUCCAUCAGUUGUCUCUGGCUCUCAAGUGCAACUUUAUGUAUGAGUUUAACCCCUUUGUAGAGGUUAGACACUUACAGAUCCAGUGUGAGUUGUGCAAAAAUAUACUCUAAGAAUUAGAGCGUUUAAUUUUUGAAUGUACACAAUCCACAACCAUGUAUUAAUGUAUAAAUAUUUAAACUAACAAUGUUUUGUCAAUGUUUGGGUUUUCAAAUAUCUCGUUUUGUUCUCCUUUUCUGUGAAAGCUUAUCAUAUUACAUAGGUUGCCAAAAUGCUUCUUUUAUCAUAAUGUUCUGUCAUUUCUUUAAACAUCUGUAUUAGCAGGUGUUAUACUGUUAAACCUAGCGCCACUGGUAUUCAAAAGCACCAAACUAUUAUUUUUUUAUUAUUAUUGUUAAGGUUUUAUUGUUCGUUUGCUGUUCUGAAUUUGUGUCUUUUUUUUUUUCUAAACAAGAUUCUAUGGUUUAUCCAUUUCUGCUCCUACUUCCUUCAAACAUUAAACUGUAGGACAUUUUGUACUGAACAGUCAAAUGAAGACAAUACAUGGACUUGCUAUUUAAAUCCCUUCUUAAAGGGACAUAAAGCCACAUUUUAAAUACACUGCAACAUAUUUCAUAUUUGAUUAGAAGCAUUUUGUUAAUAUACUUGUAGUUGCAAAAAUAAUUCAUUUAAAAGUUAUCUGCUUCAUUUAUAAGUACAUUUUUAAUGUUAAGAGACGUUACUCUUUGUAUAAGGACCAUACUGAAUUAUAGUUAGCACCAGUACACUGCACAUAUGGAUGGCAUACAUUUAGUUAAAAGCUAGCAUUAUUGAAGCAGUGAGACGCUUUAAAUGAAGCAUUUGUGCAAGUAUAUUACAAAAAUACUUAUAAUCAAAUUUAAAAAGUACUACAGUAUAUUGAAAAUUCACCUUUUAUGUCCUUUUAAAAUAGCUGCUUAAUUGCCAAUGUAAUGGUACAUAAAUACAAGAGCACUUUUUUCUUCUAUGUUUAAAAUAUAAUUUUAAAUUUAUAUGGUUUAUGUUAUUAUGCAAUAUUGUGCAUUUAUGUAAAAUUAUGGUGAUCUCUUUUAAUUUUCUUUCUUUAAGAACACAUAAGAACAUGUUAAACAGUGAAGUUUUGUGAUUUGUAUUCCUGGACCAGUUCUUUCCUGACAAUAAAAUGUUAUCGACAGAAA
Molecule: messenger RNA, 10113 nt
Organism: Bombina bombina (fire-bellied toad)
Lineage: Eukaryota; Metazoa; Chordata; Amphibia; Anura; Bombinatoridae
Gene: CHN2
Product: chimerin 2
Exons: 13
Coding region: 268-1674 (468 amino acids)
Biological process (GO): signal transduction; positive regulation of GTPase activity; regulation of small GTPase mediated signal transduction
Molecular function (GO): GTPase activator activity
Source: RefSeq, a predicted model, not a curated record